AUGGCCAGCAGUCCCAAGUGGAAUCUGCUGUUGCUGGAGCAAGAGGAGGGCCUGCCCAAAACGUCACUCACGGCUCAGCAUUUGCGCGACUUCCGUUAUCAGAACAAGCAAGGACGACCCGGUGCUGGAGCUACGACACCAACGCCACACCAGCCACCCGACGUUACUGGCCGUGACUCCUGUGAGUGGCCUCCCGAGCCGACGGCGCUGUAUGAUGCAGACGAUAUUGCUCGGAUCCCAGCAUGUAUCCGUGAGGCGAAUACGCGCAAGCGGGACCGCGCUGAAGAGGUCAACCGCAUUCUAGCGUCCGCGUUAUGCCGUGACGAUGCCAAGCGUUUGUGUUUGUUGCUGGAGACGAUUCGAAUUGUCUACAACAACUUGCCAUUCCGGUUUGGUGAGUACGAAGAGUCAGUCAUUCUGAAGGAAGUCGUCACAAAAGAGCUGAUAGGGUUCAUCAGAGACAAUCGCUUGGGACAUAUCAAGUGUUUGACGAUGGUUGUUGACUUCUGGACCCCAAAGCAUGGUGGCGAAAAGUAUCUCGGUUUGCGCAUCUACUUCGUCGACUCCCACUUCCGACUGCGUACUGUGCUUCUCGGUACUCGUCAUUUCUUGCCCAUGUAUGGAGAACGCGACCAAGGGAUUCGCGGCCCUUUUGAGCGGUGGAUUUGUGGUAUUCUGUUUGACUUUGGCCUGUCCCCAAGCGACUUCUUCGGCUCCACCACUGACAGCAGCCCCGACGUUAAAUGGAUGAUGAACGAAGGGCUUGGAUUAAAGUGGGAAUGGUGCAUCCCUCACAUGGUGAACGCUGCCACCAAGAUGGGCUGCGGCUUGACGCGAAAAUCGCACAAUCCCGAGAUGUCUGAGUUGCUAAGCAAGCUAUCUCAAACGAUCCACGAUGGAGCGGGUACUGGAGAAGUGGCCAGCUCUGGAGGCAUGCAUUUGGUGCAGCUAUUAUCAAUCCUUACACCGAUUCUUCUCGUGACGAAGCGAUCACAGGCGCAGGAUACGAAUCAAGUGCAAGUCCUGCUGUCCUUGUAUACGAUGCGCAUGACUUCUCUCGCACUUGACAGCCCCAUCAGGCGCUACGACACGGCUCCGACGAACGCCGCCAAUGUUUUCGAUGACGACAUUUUGGCAACCUUUGCAGUUCAACCCAUCCGAAGCACCGAACGACCUGCACAACAACGUAACAAGCACGAUACUCUCAUCGCCGGUGAGCUGAAAAGGUGGCUAGAAGAUUCGGAUGGGCUGCAGAUGAUAACAGUUCCUGAUCCAGCCAAGACGAGCGUCCGCAGACCGGAGAGUAUCCUGGAAUUUUGGCAUCGGCAGCAGCAGUCCAAGCGCUAUGUCUUGCUACCCAUGGUUGCUCGCAUCCUGUUUGCAGUCCCAUCUUCGUCUGCUCAGAUUGAAAGGGACUUCGGCAACAGUGGGCAAAUGGUGACUGCCCUGCACAAGCACGGCUAA
Messenger RNA from Phytophthora sojae, 1464 nucleotides. RefSeq lists its product as hypothetical. The record is from RefSeq and is a predicted model, not a curated record. NCBI's taxonomy places the organism in Eukaryota, Oomycota, Peronosporomycetes, Peronosporales, Peronosporaceae. The transcript is spliced from 7 exons. Gene Ontology annotation, molecular function: protein dimerization activity. The coding region runs from base 1 to 1464 and encodes 487 amino acids.